GCACAGUUCGCUCCGGUCUCACCUGAGCCGUUCCUCGCGCCUGGAUCUCGAUCAUGAUAAAGACAUGUAAAUCUAUUUGGCUUUCCAAACACGAUCUCAUGACUACGCUACCGCUCUCGCCAGUAAAAGAAGAAACGCAAAAAUUCCACUCACCCGCCUGUCACCCACCAUCCAAAAGGCAAAAACAUACAACAGCUGGGAUUCGCUAAUGGUCACCCACUUAACUACUAAUCAGCCGGUUCACAGCUUAAAUUUGGCAGAGCGAACGGGAUGCCUUGUUCUCUGUGACCUAUGGUCGUAUGUGCUUGUAAUAGUGGUGGUGUUGGUAUAUGUCCAGCUGCAAUUGGGUUUCCCCUAUGACGCCUGGGCACUGGACAGCGACAGCUCACACCACAUGUCUGUCCGACAACACAACCAUGCAAAGAAGAAGUCGAUUGCGGCCCAGAUGGUUGCAAAAAGAACAAUUUCCCAUGUACAUAUAGACGGUGGUCCUGUACCUAUAAGAGCCAUCCUAAUGAUUGUGAUGGAAGUUUCAGCACCGACUGUGGAUCAUGAAGACUUAGUAAUUAGAAGGAUCAACUAUUAUUCGGCGAAACGGAAGGCAUCACUUGUCAUGUCGCAGAAAUUUGAGGAUGAUCGGAAACCGUGCGGCUGCUGGCAGACGCACGCCUGCACCACCUGUCGGUAAAAAAAAAAAAAAAAGGAAAAAAAGGAAAAGACUGGCGAUGCUGGGAAUCGAACCCAGGUCGGAACGGCCACAACGUUACGUGAUACCACUGGCAGAUGUUAGUGUUGAAUUCGGAUGUGAUUGAAGCUCAGAAGCUAC
Molecule: messenger RNA, 826 nt
Organism: Aplosporella prunicola CBS 121167
Lineage: Eukaryota; Fungi; Ascomycota; Dothideomycetes; Botryosphaeriales; Aplosporellaceae
Exons: 2
Coding region: 209-688 (159 amino acids)
Source: RefSeq, a predicted model, not a curated record